AUGUCUCGUUUCACCGAGUACUCUGUUGUGGGCCGAACCCUCCCUACCGAGGCGGACCCCGCCCCCAAGCUCUACCGAAUGAGGAUCUUCGCCCCCAACGAGGUUGUCGCCAAGUCCCGAUACUGGUACUACCUCCGUCAGUUGAAGAAGGCCAAGAAGGCCAACGGAGAGAUUGUUGCCCUCAACGUCAUCCACGAGAAGAAGCCCUUGAAGGUCAAGAACUUUGCCAUCUGGCUCCGAUACGACUCUCGUUCCGGUACCCACAACAUGGUCAAGGAGUUCCGAGCCCUCUCCCGAGCCGAGGCCGUAGAGUCCAUGUACCAGGACAUGGCUGCCCGACACCGUGCCCGAUUUAGGAACGUCCAGAUCCUCCGUGUCGCCGAGAUUGAGAAGACCGAGGACAUCAGGAGGCCUUACAUCAAGCAGCUCAUCACCCCCGGUCUCAAGUUCCCCCUCCCCCACCGAAGGACCAAGUCCAAGGCUUGGUUCGCCGCCAACAGGCCCGUAAGUACCAUCUCGAUCAACAAAAUACCAAAUACUGACCAUCAUCAGUCUACCUGGGCUUAA
Messenger RNA from Cryptococcus wingfieldii CBS 7118, 567 nucleotides. RefSeq names its product 50S small subunit ribosomal protein L18Ae. Gene Ontology annotation, molecular function: structural constituent of ribosome. The transcript has 4 exons. Gene Ontology annotation, cellular component: ribosome; cytosolic large ribosomal subunit. Gene Ontology annotation, biological process: translation. Lineage: Eukaryota; Fungi; Basidiomycota; Tremellomycetes; Tremellales; Cryptococcaceae. The record is from RefSeq and is a predicted model, not a curated record. The coding region runs from base 1 to 567 and encodes 188 amino acids.